CUGUAGGGCACGGUAGGCUACUGUCUCUUUUGAGGCCAGCUGGACCACGCCAAGGGAGUCGACCGCUCUGCGCGUCAGGUUGUCCCUGCCCCACUCGGUGCCUCAGCUUCCCUUUGCUGCCUGUCCUGAGGGGGGCGAGGCGCGCGCCCAGGCUGUUCGCUCGCGGGCUAGGAGUGGGCAUAGUAGGUGGGGUGAGCCUGGCUUUUUUGUAUGAACCGAGUGAGCGGGCACGCGCACGGGCUUGGGCGGGGGUAAAGGAGCUGGGCGAGCGCAUGCGUAGAUGGGGCUGGGGACUGGCGAGCUCCAUGAUCUGCGUCUGAGGGCGUGAGGCCUUGGUGCUGGUGGGGUCAAGGGUGAGCGCAGGCGCAUAAAGGGGUGCUUCUAGCCUCCGGUGGUGGACUAGGCCUGGAGCGGAUCGCGCGUGCUCGUGCUCGCUCCCCCGCCUCCUCUCCGAAGAUCCGCCGGGUCAUGGCAGAGGGCCUAGAGAUGGGCAAGGACCCCAACGACCCGACCCACUCGCGGACGCUGUUCAUCCGUGAGGACGGCAGCUCGAUCUCGUUCUAUGUGCGGCCGGGCCCGGCGAAGCGGCGGCUGUCCACGCUGAUCCUGCACGGCGGAGGCACCCUGUGCCGGGUGCAGGAGCCUGAGGCCGUGCUGCUGGCCCAGCCCGGGGAGGCGCAGGCCGAGGCCUCGGGGGACUUCAUCUCCACGCAGUACAUCACGGACUGCGUGGAGCGCAACGAGAGGCUGGACUUGGAGGACUACCGCCUGGGCCGCAGGGAGCCCGAGAGCCCCGAGGCGGCCGAGGAGGCCUACACAGAGGCCGAGGACCUGGAUGUCCGCUACGUGAAGGACAAUGCCCGCUCCCCGAGCGCCCUGGCGGGCGUCGCCCUGUGGAAGGCCAUGGAGAGGGCGGCCCUCACCCCGCAUCCCUGGCAGUCCAUGAAGGACCGGUACCUGAAGCACCUGAAGGGUCUGGAGCAAAAGUACCUGGAGGGGGAUGAACCUGCCAGCCCCUCUCAGAAGCCCAAGAGAAAAGCAGAAGAAGCAGAACCUGCAGACGGUGAACCCCAGAAGAAAAAAGCCCCUGAUCUGCCUGAGGACGACAGUGCAGAGGAGCAAGUGCAAGAGAAUGAAACAACAGAGGAAGACGUUUUGUGCCCUGAAAACCAGGAGGUUGAGAAUAGUGAGGUUCAUGAUCAGACCCCUGACCUUGAAUUAACUGUGAUUAAAAAUGGAGAGCUGACCAGUCCUGGAAAAAAUAAGUCCAGUUUGAAAGAGGCUCCAGAGGACAGUGAGGUCAUUGAAGACUCUGUUUUAUUGGAAACGCAGCCUGAAGCAGAGGAAAGCGGUUCUAGCCCUUCUCUUUCACCUGAAGUGGGAGCUGCCAUCAAAGUCAUCAAACACUUAAUGGAGGAGUUUAGUGUGGAUCUAGCAACGGUCACACAAGCUUUCUUGAAAAACAGUGGGGAACUGGAAGCCACUUGUUCUUUCUUGCAGACAGGCCGGCGAUCUGAUGGAUAUCCAAUCUGGACCCGACAGGAUGAUGUGGAUUUGCAGAAAGAUGAUGAGAAUACCAGAAGUAAAUUGAUAAAAAAAUUUGGUGCUAAGAAUGUAGCGAGGAGGAUUGAAUUCAGAAGGAAUUAGGGCAGGAUGUCAGGGGAAAAGGCCAGACUCUAGGGUUCGUAGAAUGAGCAGUUGUCGGUGAUGGGGGAAUGGCAAAGACUGACACUUGAUUACUAACCCGUACUGUUAUUGCUCUGUUAGAAAGCACUUGUUAACAAAAGUGACCAUUUAAGAAAAUUUAAAAGUAGGCAAAUAGGGAAAAUGUGAAAAUAGCUCAUAGUCAUGUAGUGCUUCAGAGUCCAAAAAGGGCCUUUCAUCCAUUCCCUCUGACAUCUGAUCCUCACGUUAGUCGUGUGAGGUGGGGACUAUAAGUGUUAUCAUUAAAGAUGAAAUUGAAGAUCAAAUGAAAUGUCUUCCCCCCCUCCCCCACUCACUGAUACUCAGAAUUAGAUUUUGGAGGUGGGAUUUCAGCCACUUGGCUCUCAUGUCCAACUCUUUUCCUGCUGUAUCGUUCUGUCUUCCAGGAGUUGUUUGAAAUAUUUAUUAGUGUAAAGUCUUAAGUCAGAGAAUUCCAGUUCAUUUUAACCUGUAAUCUCUGUUCCUCUGGCAGUAAGCUAGUUCUAUUUCAGUGGUGGGAUAAAAUAUAAGUUUGUGUUUUGCAUAAAAAGAAAGAGAACCUCUAAACUCUUAGAGUAUGUUCUGUGUAGUUAUGGAUUCAUGGGAUCAUAGACCUAGAGCUGGUUGAGGCCUUAGAGUCCAUUGAUUCCAGUCCCUUCAUUUUAUAGAAGAAGGAACAAGGCAUAGAGGUUUGGUGAUUUACCGAGGCUCCCACCCCUAUUAAAUGUCUUGAGAAAAGAUUUUAAUCCAGGUCUUCCUAACUCCCAAGUCUGGUGCAUUAUCCAUUACGUGGUGAUACUCCCAGUAAAAGAAGUAGUAGGCUACAAGGGGAGGAAAAAGCCAACUCCUCCACCAUGGGAUUCCCACUGCCCUUGUUAGAUGUAGAACUCCACAAACCCGAUGGGAUUUUGGAUCUCAGAGGCCGUCUGUUUCAAUGCUGUCAUUCUGCAAAUGAGGAAACUGAGGGCUAGGGCGAAUAAGAAAUAGGGCCAUACUAGUUUAAUAAAUGGCAGGUGGGAUUUGGACUCAGGGUCUUUGACACCAGAGGCAGUGUUCCUUCCACUGUACUGCACUGUCCUUUGGCAGAAAGUGAUGUAAAUUGGUUGAGCCUGUGAAAAUCUGAUGCUAUUAAAAGCCAGUUAUAGGGCCUUUUAAAACUGCUUGAUUUUUACAGGGUUCAACAAAGUGAUGGAGACCAGGGGUUUUCACCUUUUUCUGUGGCGUGAACCCCUUUGGAAACCUGGUGAAACCUUUGAACCAUUUCUCAGAAUAGUGUUUUUAAAUAAUUGACAGAAAUGCUAAAUUUCAUUUAGAGAUUAGGGAAAAUAAGGGUGUAAUUUUUUUCCCAUUCGAGUUCACAGAUCACUGAAAUCAGUCCAUGGACCCCACUUAAAAAACCUUUGAAAAGACUUAAUUGAAUUCAUGCAUCUUGCUAAACACCAAAGAAAACAGCAAUUAAAUUUGAUUCCCUGACUUCUUUGAAAAUCACCCACUGAGCUGUGACUUGAUCCAACCAUUUUUGAAAGCGUUUUAAGAGUAAUAUGAAGAAAAGAGCCAAAACAUUCGUACUUAUGCCCAUAGAUUACAUUGCUAGGAAUAUGCUUCAGGUACAGUCAUGUAGCAUUUCUUAAGUGCCUACUGUGUGCCAGGCCAUGUGCUAAACUCUGGAGAUAAAGAAUAGCAAAGGACAGCCCUCAUUCUCAUCACUUACAGUGAAAAAGGGAAAGACAGUAUACACCCAAAUGCAUAGCAGCAGCUUUUGUAGUAGCAAGGAGCAAGAAACAGAUGCCCAUCACUGAAGGAACGGUGGCAUAAGUCGUGGUGCAUAAACGUAAUGGAAUAUUACUGUGUUGUGAGAAAUGAAUAGAGAAAUGUGGUAAGACUGAUACCAAGAGAAGAAAGCAGACAUAGGAGAUUAGUAUACACAAUGACUACAGUAACAACAGAACCAUUGAAACUAAACUCACUUCAAAAUUAUAAUAAUAUAUAGAAUAAUAGAAUAAUAUAUAAUUAUAUGUAAUAUAAUAAUAAGCUUGGCCCAAAGGAAAAAAAGAUAAAAGUUAACCUUCCUCCAGCCCUGGGACUAUGCAUGUGGAACACUGCAUAAUGUCAGACUUGUUUGUUAUGUUGGUUAGUUUGCUGUUCUGUUUUUCCUUCUCUUAUUCUGCUAUAAGCAAUACCUGUGUACAUUGAGAAAUGUAGGUGAUAUAAAAACAAAGGAGAAAUAAAUUUAUUUUAAAAAUUUCUCA
Molecule: messenger RNA, 3932 nt
Organism: Phascolarctos cinereus (koala)
Lineage: Eukaryota; Metazoa; Chordata; Mammalia; Diprotodontia; Phascolarctidae
Gene: TERF2IP
Product: TERF2 interacting protein
Biological process (GO): telomere maintenance via telomere lengthening; protection from non-homologous end joining at telomere
Cellular component (GO): shelterin complex
Molecular function (GO): telomeric repeat DNA binding
Source: RefSeq, a predicted model, not a curated record